Messenger RNA from Salvelinus fontinalis (brook trout), 5121 nucleotides. RefSeq names its product apoptosis regulator Bcl-2-like. Bases 607 to 1287 code for a protein of 226 amino acids. Gene Ontology annotation, cellular component: mitochondrial outer membrane. The transcript is spliced from 2 exons. Gene Ontology annotation, molecular function: protein heterodimerization activity; protein homodimerization activity. The record is from RefSeq and is a predicted model, not a curated record. NCBI's taxonomy places the organism in Eukaryota, Metazoa, Chordata, Actinopteri, Salmoniformes, Salmonidae. Gene Ontology annotation, biological process: negative regulation of intrinsic apoptotic signaling pathway; intrinsic apoptotic signaling pathway in response to DNA damage; extrinsic apoptotic signaling pathway in absence of ligand.
ACGCCCCUGACACAAGAAAUACCUCACCAGCAAAGAGUGUACAACAGGCAGCAAUUGUGGGAUACAUUCCUCACUCAAAACCUCUCUCUGUAUGCGUAAAACGCCGCUGGAAUAGUUUUCGGUAUCAUAUUCUGGAUGCAUGCGACGUUGACCUUCAUAUGUAGAUUUUCGGUCAUGUAUUUGUAGUGUACAUUAUGUGCAUAUGGAGAAUAUUUUUUUAUCUCUUCCGUAUUUCUGGCUGUCUAGAUUUGGAGUCUACAGAGAAGGGAACUGUCGCCACUUUUUGACCAACGCUUUGAAUAUUUUAUUUUGAGAGCACAAUUGGGAGCAUUUGGAAUUUCUGACGUGGUUUAUAUUUGACUUUUCACGGUUUCAGCCUAGUUGGGUGAAGGGGCCGUUUUUCAUUCCACACACAUCGCUGCCUUUCCAGUGUUUCGUUUUGCACCGUUCAAUUGUAGGCGGCUAUCCUAAAAACUUGACCAGAACAUUUUAUCAGAAAUACACGUUUCGUUUGAUCUGAUGUAUUGUGCGAUGCAGUGCAUAUCUACAAUUAUGAUGUAUUAUUCUUAAAAACGAGGAUUUUGGAGGUCAUCAGUGGCAAUCAUAAUGGCAAACGACGACAACCGCUUUAUAGUGGAAAAGUACAUUUGUCACAAACUCUUGAAACGAGGAUAUGCGUGGGAUUUCGAGGAUGCCGAGGAGGAGGAAGGUGCUGCUAAUAAUGGGUCGAUGAUUUCUCCUCAGCCGGGUUUGGCACGGCGGUGCCACGGGGCCAGUAACGCCGGACAGGGCAGCGUCCCUCGUCUUUCCAAAUGGCUCUCCCAACCGGACCCGCAUGCAGCUAUUCACAGAGUUUUGCGUGAGGCCGGGGACGAACUCGAAAGACUGUACCAGCCCGACUUCGCAGAAAUGUCACACCAGCUGUAUCUCACAUCCUCCACGGCUGAGAGGAGAUUUAGAGAGGUGAUAGACGAGCUGUUCAGGGAUGGGGUUAACUGGGGACGGAUUAUCGCCUUCUUCGAGUUCGGGGGCACAAUAUGCGUGGAAUGCGUGAACAAGGAGAUGACGUCGCAGGUGGAUCACAUCGCGGUGUGGAUGACAGAGUAUCUAAAUGGACCACUGCUCAGCUGGAUUCAGGAGAACGGGGGAUGGGAGGCCUUUGUUGAGCUCUAUGACAGACAGAGGGACUCUGUGUUCUGUUCGUGGCCGUCCAUCAAGACCGUCUUCGGCCUGGCUGCACUGGGGGCCGCAAGCCUUACCAUCGGAGCAUACCUUACACAGAAGUGAAGGAGUUCUCCUUUUCUCGCCCUCUUUUUUUGUCCUCCCUCCCUCUCUUGCUACUUUCUCUUUUCAAAGGCCGCCCUGCCCCCUCCGAGAUGAUCCCGAAUCCCCAACAUGCAUGUCUUCAAAGCCUCUCUCUCUCUCUCUCUUUCUCUCCCUGUUCUCGAAAAAACUCCCUCAUUCUUAACCCUCACUUCAUAAAACCAAGGCGCAAAUCAAACAACAGCAGGAAACAGAGUCACUGCCCACAGAAGGAAACAUGUCAUGAAAGCCGCGCCGUUUAACUGUAAUCACAGAACGUUUGGAGAGACAACUGAGGGCUUGACAAGAGAGGAGAGGAGGGGCGGCUUGGCAUGUGUCCUUUUUGUUUGGCCUGCUUCAGUACUAGUUGUAGCAUGAAACCUUUGUGUGCUCGUGUAGAUUUGUGUAGCAUGUGUCGGUGUGGCAAAAGAAAGAAGAUACUGCACCUGAGGCCUCCCUUGAAGGAUUUACUAAUGGGAGUGCAAGGACAUUGAUGAUUCAACCGCUUGCACCAAGGUGAUGGCCCCGACCCUGGUUGUUAAGGCGAGGUCCCCUUUUUGAACUGUGUGCACUCGGUGUACCCCCUUCAACCCACCUUCAAAGGACUUCCUCCACACAACAGCAGCUCUGAAUGUAUAAUGGAAGGAGUUCGCCACUAACCAGAACGGUGUGUCUGUCCACCCACCAGUUCUACAGUGCAAUAUAACAGGAGCAUCACUCAACUCUGACCACAUAGCAUCGUUAUACAUACAUGUAUAGAUACAAGGUCUCAUCAGAACGUCAUCUAGGUGCCACAGAUGCAGCUUGCUCUGGAGAGAUCUGAGAGAGAGCUGUUGGACUGUGCAAUAGAGCCUCUUUUUUGCAUUUGACCCAUAUGAAAUGUAAUAAGAGAGGAUAGAGGGAGGCAUUGAAGAGAGGAUAGAGGGAGGCAUUGAAAGAGUGAAAAGCAGGUUAGUUAGAGCUUUUGGCAGCCCAAACCCAUGUUUUAUCAAUCAAAUCAAUCAAUCAAAUGUAUUUAUAAAGCCCUUUUUACAUCAGCCGAUGUCACAAAGUGCUAAACAGAAACCCAGCCUAAAACCCCAAACAGCAAGCAAUGCAGAUGUAGAAGCACGGUGGCUAGGAAAAACUCCCUAGAAAGGCAGGAACCUAGGAGGAAACCUAGAGAGGAACCAGGCUCUGAGGGCUGGCCAGUCCUCUUCUGGCUGUGCCGGGUGGAGAUUAUAACAGAACAUGGCCAAGAUGUUCAAACGUUCAUAGAUGACCAGCAGGGUCAGAUAAUAAUAAUCAGAUGUUACUGACAGAAAGUGAAAAAUAUUAUCCCACCUAGCUGGGUUUCUGGCUUAGUCGAGAUCAGAGAGGGAUAGAGGGAGAGAGGUAAAUACAGAGAAAGAAAGAGAACGUGUGAGAAAUAAAAAGAGGGAGCAAGAGAAGAGAGAAAGUCAUUGUGGGUACAGAGAAAGAGAACAAGGAGUUUUAGGAACAUACAAUGCUUGGGGACAAACAUAAGAGGCGGAUUCAUUCCAUAGGUUCAGUGACAGUGAGCCUCCCCCUCCAGAAGCUAGACACUCCUCUACAGCCUCAUCUGCAUGAAGACCUGACUCUCCCAGAAAGGCCUGGAUCAGUUUGGCCUCACGUCACUCACUCACUGUGUCAGCAUUUUGGAUAUCUCUGACUGCCUCUCGUUGAAGUACUCUUUAUCUUUCUCUCUAUCUCUCUUGGUUUCUCUCUCCCCCUCUUGCCUGUACAGUAUGUCUGACCAGAACUCAUGGCCUCACCCAAGCCAAGCCAUUGCUAUAAGUGGACUGAACCAAACCGCCAAUUCUCCUAGAACAUGUGUCCUCCAGCUGCUGCUGUUGCUGGGCUCUUAGCUAGGGGACAAAGAGGCCCUCCCCACAGGCCACGCUAAUGGUUGAUGCCACAUUUAAGACGACCAUGUUGGAGACACAGUAAAUCCCAGUGUUCACCUCUCACAGUAUCUCGAACCAUAUCAAACUCUCACAGCAAGAAAAAUCCCUGUUGGACACAGAGACUCUAUACUGUGUUGGAGUGAAGUGGUGUCCAUUGUAUACCCGGUAACUGAGAUAUUUGAGCACCCUUUGCGAGGUUGGCACCGGCUGGCACAGAGCACAACAUCGCUUCAGAUGAAACAAUCAUUUCCAAGAAUGUUUUAUGUGUUUGUCUAGCGUCUCUGGAAAUUCUUAGGGCUCUAUUCAAUCCGUGUCGCUGAAGCGUUACAGAUGGCGUGACAGAAACGUAAAGGUCAUUUCUGAUUGAGCCGACAUAUACAGCGUUUACCGUGAAUGCAGUCUCCGCCAAUGCGGGAACAUUACCUUUAAAUUUCAAUUGGGCUUUCGCGCUGAACUUUGGAGAUCUGGAUUGAAUUUAGCCCUUACUAUCCAUAAUAUGUACUCUCUUGCUCUCUCUUUCACACACACAAGCACACACACACACACGCACACACACACAUACACACGUAUGUUUAUGUAGAUAAGUGUAAAGAGCAUGUUGUUGAAUCAUCUAAAUUAUGUGUAGACUGUCACUUUUGUUUUAACAAAAAAUCCAAAAAGAUCUCAUUCUUCGUUAAUGUCUUCUUACAUCAAUGCAAAAAAAAAAAUGAAUCUGAAGUUUUCCCAGAAUUAAUAUUCACUAUGUAUACCCAUAUUUACUGUAUAUCAGAAUAGGACAAAUGUUACACAUACCAACUUCUGAUUUGUAUUUAUUGAGAGGUACCAGAACACAGAUAUUUAAAUCAUAGAUGGGACAACAAGUUAAGAUCAUGGAGACACUCAAGUGUCUAGAGAAAUUGUAUCUUUAGUUUUAUUAAUGGAACAAUACACUAUUUGGGGCUGCUAUUAUAUCGAACGUAACAUUGAAUAGUGGCUUUCUGUGUAAGACGUGUUAAUUUUGGCUUAACGCUGCUAUACUGUAUAGUCCUGAUUUAACUUAACUCACAGCUUCAAACUGCCACACAGAUACAGUAUCGUUAUAGAAAGCUGUAAACCAAAGUGAACCUGUAAGUAACAUUGUGUUAAUAGGAUGUGAAGAUGUAGCAUGAAGAGAUAAACACAUGCCAAUUCACUUUCACUCCUUUGAAAGAGUGUCAGAGUCAGAUUUUGCAGGGUUGUUGUAAAGACAUUGAAUGCGUCCCAAACGGUAGCCUAUCCCCUUCAUAGUGCAUUACUUUUGACUAGGGCCCGUGGGGCUCCAGUAAAUAGUAGUGCACUAUGUAGGAAACCGGAUAUCAUUUGGGGCACAGUAAAUAUUAGCCUGCUUGGUGUUGUUCAUAAUGUUUCAGUAGAUACUGUAGCACCCGAAUGCACCCAACUGUAUAUAUGGUAACCUGUGCUUUAAUGAAAUGUAUGUAUGGUAAUUGUUAACAUAAUUAUGAAUUCCUUCUCAAGUGUAUGUAGUGGCAGAAAACACAUCUUGUGUUUUUUACCUGCUAGAUUAUAUCAUCAUAACCAUGGGCACUAUUAUUUUUCUAUAAUAACAUUAGUUGUGAAUCCCCCUACUCAUGAUAAACCCUCAAUGGAUAUGUACAUAGAAAAAUAUAAAAACAUGUCCAGACCUUUAGAUAAUUAGUCAUUAACUUGUUCAUAAUUCAAAGAUGUGUAAUGGUUUCUCAUAUUCCCUUCUGUAAUUCUGUUUAAAUGAUUGUAGCCUACAUGACACCAUGGUUGUAGCGUUGUAAAUAGAAUCCUCAGCCUGUGGCACUUAAAAGGUGAAAGAAAAUGCGUUACUAUUGUUUACUGCUAAGUAUGUAUUCACAAUAAGCUAGCUGGGAUCAUGUUGUUCCCAAUAAACCACAUAUUUCCUGCA